Fonsecaea multimorphosa CBS 102226 is the source of this 1884-nucleotide messenger RNA. RefSeq lists its product as uncharacterized. The record is from RefSeq and is a predicted model, not a curated record. Gene Ontology annotation, cellular component: mitochondrion. Gene Ontology annotation, biological process: riboflavin biosynthetic process; FMN biosynthetic process. The transcript has a single exon. Bases 1 to 1884 code for a protein of 627 amino acids. Gene Ontology annotation, molecular function: riboflavin kinase activity. Lineage: Eukaryota; Fungi; Ascomycota; Eurotiomycetes; Chaetothyriales; Herpotrichiellaceae.
AUGCCACUGACAAAGCAUCGUCCUGGAGAAGUGGAAGCAGAGGCCAGCAAUAGGCCUCCGCUGCGAGGAAUCCAAACAGAUGACUUGAGCCACUUCACGGGGGCCCAUGGAGGCGAAGAUCUGAGCCUGGAGGAACAGACUGCUGUCCUACAGGCAAUGACGCUCGAGUCCCCUCCCGGGAUCCAGUCACCUCAGUCUCUAUCACCCUAUCCAUCUCCUGGAAUUGUUCAGUCGCCUACGAGCCUUUCGACCGAAUCCGGCUUUCAAACCCACGGUUCGGCAUCCACGCCCACAACUCCUAUCACGCCUCUUUCUCCACCAGCUCAGAAUUCCUCUCCAUCUCAGUCAAAAUUUGUAUCAGCCUUGCAAGAUGUCCGACAUUUUGCUGGUGGUCUGAUCAAUCAUCCCUACGAGUCUACCAAGCACUACACGAUCCUACGGCAUUCCUUUGGGAUAGUCUACUACAGCGGUUCGUCGACAAAUUUGGCCAUCACGAUCUUCUCCGACCGAGAGCUAGCUCCAGAUAGGACACUGUGGCUACAGCGAAGAGGCUUCUCCGGAAAGACGGGUUUGAAGAUCGGGGGCAUCCUGGGUGCCAGAAGCACCUGGAUUGAUGUGACCCCAUCCACCAGAGCGACGCCGGAGCAAGUCAACCCCACCGACGAACGCGCCUGGCAGAGAGACAUCAAGAAGUUUUUGAAGAAAGCUCCGAAAGAACUUCGAUCUCAUCGACCACGCGAGACGGACAUCCUCCGAAUCCCGUGUGAUGCCGACGAUGGCUAUCUGAGGGUGGUCCUGUGCUCUGCCGAUGGAAAGCGGACAUUGUGCGGUAGCCCAGUGUUCAGACUAGCAUCCUUCUCAACAGACUCUAGCGUGAUCAGAGGCUCAUCCCUCAAGAGCAUGCCACUCGAAGCAGGCAUCAAGCUAGCAAAUGUUGUUGGAAAACAAUUCAUCACCGCUACUGCUGGCCCCUACGUCCAAACUGCCAGACAGACAGUCACUAAUCAGCUGACAUCAGUCUAUCAACCAAGUGCUUUGGCUCAGCAGGCAUUCACUACCGCGUAUGAUGAGAGUGGAAUUCCAAAUCGCUUUGACAACAUGAAUGAGCAGUAUUACACUGCUCGAGAUGAGUCUUAUAGUCGGACCGACCUGGAUGGGUACGAUGCAUUGGCCCGCCCAAACGUUGUCGGCCCAGCGACCGGCCCAGUCCCGCCAUUUCCGGUACGGUUCCAUGGAAAGGUGGUUGCCGGCACCGGCAGGAGUAGAGCCGUCUUGAACAUGCCGACAGCCAACUUGACAGGCAUUCCCGAGGACGUUCUUUUGCGGUAUAAAGGCGUAUUCUUUGGGUGGGCUGCAGUGAACUUGCCCAGCAAGCUUGCGGCGGAAAAAGAUAUCUCAGAUGAAUGGCGUCAAGCAAUCAUUUUCAUCUCGCCAGACCCUUAUGGAAGGAGGACUGUGGUAGAGAAGAACACUGCCCGUGUGUACCUGAUUCAUGAUUUCCAAUCGGUCGACUUCGUUGACGCCAAAGUGUCUGUGCUGGUGAUGGGUUAUCUGCGAGCUCUAGAGCCCGGGUCAGACAAGGAGCUGCAUGUUGAAGCACAGCUGUUUGAUUUCUACAAAGACGUCGCCAUUACGAAUGCAAGUUUGGCUCGACCCGCCUGGGCAGCAGAUGCCACAUUAGAGCGCGUCAAGUCAGCAUCCUCCAAUCGAUCUUUGACGGAACGCUAUGUUGAUUUCAGGCAGAGCACACAGAGGCAAAUCGACCGGGUCCCUGUUCACCGGUUAGGGGUCCGGACAGAGGGAGCAACUCUGAAGGACAGAUUGAUUGGAAAUGGCGGAGUGUGGAUUCCAAGAUCACCUCUAACGCAUAACGCUACUUCUUGA